AGGCGGCGCCGGCGGCCACUGCCAAGGAGGAAGUGAGCUGGGGCCAAAGCGAUGGCCCGGGUCUGGAGCCCGCGGCCGGCGCCGCUGCCGCCGCCGUCGCCACCAGCACAUCAGGAACAGCCGCGGCCGGAGCCGGAGCAGGGCCUGGAGUCGCGGCUGGGGUGGGGGCGGCGCGUGUGAGUUGCCGAAAGUCGCCGGUGCCGGAACACCUCAAACCUUGGGCAGGAGCUCUUCAGGUGGGCUGAGCCUCAGUAUCGCGCCCCUCCUGGCCCAGACAGCAGCCGCCCGAGCCUGAUUCUACAUCUUCCUUCUCGGGCUUCCUUCAGACUCAGGGCGGGGACCGGAGGACGGUGAUCAUCUCAUACCUGAGCUACCAAGCCCGGGCAUUUUCUCGGCGCCCAGGGCUGUGUUGGGGUUGCAGUGGCUGGGCGCUUGCUUCCUCCUGCUGCCACUUCUCCUGCCAGGGAAGGACUGACUCGUUCCCACUGCCUCACCCUGCACUUCUCCCCUUCCCCCCAUUCAGGAACAAGUUUCUUUUUCUUCUCCUUUGGAAACCCGGCCCCAGCUAUCCAAAACACCUAUCUUUGUGUCUUUCUCCAGCUCCUGGAACAUCCCUUAGAAAUUUUACCUACUUAUCAGGGCUGAGAAUCUCUCAUUCUUGAUUUGGCUCUUUGGUUUUUUUUGUUUGUUUGUUUGUUUGUUUUACUCCUUUGGAAGAUAAAAGAUUGCUCCUUUUCCAGCUUCUUAACUGACACUCCAUGCCCAGGGUCUUAUCCAUUUAAAUACCAACCUCCUGGCUACCUCUAUGUGAACUCCCCCACCAUCUGAGUUCUAGUUUUCUCUGGGCUCCAAUCUCCAGCCCUCAGCGGUUCUGGUCAGUCCCACCCCUGGGUGGGACUGACUGGAGGGCUCUGGCCCAGGAUUGUCCACCCUGGAAGGCAACUCCAAAGCAACAAGAGAAUUGGGUGUCGGGUACGAACCUGGCAGCUCAGGAGUGGGUGCUCCACUCACCCCACACAAGAAGAUGAAAAAGCGCAAAGAACUCAACGCAUUGAUCGGCCUGGCUGCAGACAGCCGAAGAAAGAAGCCCAAGAAAGGCUCUGGUCAUCGCCUGCUUCGCACUGAGCCCCCUGACUCAGACUCUGAGUCCAGCUCAGAGGAGGAAGAGGAAUUUGGUGUAGCUGGAAAUCGCUCUCGCUUUGUCAAGGGACACUAUGUACGAUGCUGCAAAAUCUGUUAUCCCCUCUGUGCUUUUGUCAUCCUUGCGGCCUGUGUCAUGGCCUGUGUUGGCUUGGUGUGGAUGCAAGUUGCUCUCAAGGAGGAUCUGGAUGCUCUCAAGGAAAAAUUUAGAACAAUGGAAUCUAAUCAGAAAAGCUCAUUCCAAGAAAUUCCCAAACUUAAUGAGGAACUACUCAGCAAACAAAAACAACUUGAGAAGAUUGAAUCUGGAGAGCUAGGCUUGAACAAAGUCUGGAUAAAUAUCACAGAAAUGAAUAAGCAGAUUACUCUCUUGACUUCCGCGGUAAACCACCUCAAAGCCAAUGUUAAAUCAGCUUCAGACUUAAUUAACCUGCCUGCCACUGUAGAGGGACUUCAGAAGAGUGUAGCUUCCAUUGGCAAUACUUUAAAUAGCGUCCAUCUUGCUGUGGAGGCAAUGCAGAAAACCAUGGAUGAACACAAGAAAACCAUGGAAAUACUGCAGAGUGAUAUGAAUCAGCAACUCUUGAAGGAGAGUAGUGGAAGCAACCACAUCACUCCAGCACCUUCAGUUAUAUCAGAACUUGACAAUAAAACUCACAGUGAGGAUUUAAAACAGGAUAUCCUGUACCUUCACCACUCUUUAGAGGAGGUAAACAGUGCCCUAGUGGGAUACCAGAGACAGAAUGAUUUUAAACUCGAAGGGAUGAACGAGACAGUCAGUAAUCUUACCCAGAGAGUCAACCUGAUAGAAAGCGAUCUGGUUGCUGUGAGCAAGGUAGAAAAGAGAACAAACCUGUCCUACAGCACGAUGGGUGAUAGAGCCGCCACUCUGAAAAGAGAGUCUUUGGAUGAAGUGAUCAACAGAACAGAUACAGUAAAAACCCAAAACAUAAAGAAAGAAGAUAGUUCAGAUUCUCAAGUAUCCAAGCUAAGAGAAAAACUACAGCUGAUCAGUGCUCUCACAAACAAACCUGAGAACAACAGGCCUCCAGAGAAUGCUGAUAAAGAACAAGUACAGAGUUUCACAUCAAAACCAUCAGCAUUGCCAAAAUUUUCACCAUCUCUUGGAGACCAAAUUGAGAAAGCUGCCCAGCUAAGACCUAUCUCCCUAUCAGGAAUUUCUAGCAUUGAAGAUCUUCGGGAUUUAUUCCAUGAGGCUGGCCAGGAUGUGGAUGGGAAGCUGACGUACCAGGAAAUCUGGAACUCCCUAGGUUCUGCUAUGCCAGAACCAGAGAGGUUGAGAGCAUUUGAUUCUGAUGGAGAUGGAAGAUACUCAUUCCUGGAGCUAAGAGUAGCUUUAGGUGUCUAGCCCCAUCAGGCAUAUUUUCAAAUGAAUUUAUGUCCUGGACUACCUAAUAUCUACUUACCUAACAAAAGCAGCCCUUUUACUCAUCCCAUCGAUCCUCCAGUCCUCCAAACUACUAUAGAAGACACAUUGCCACCUUUAACAUGUUUGAAAAACUAUACAAAAGUUAUUUAAAAAAAAAAAAAAAAUUUUACUUGUAGUAUGUUUAGAAAUCCAUGAUUUCCUGAAACCAGUAAGAUCUCACAUUUUAAAAUUGCAAGAAAAAAAGUAAAAUCCUCCUUUUUUUCUCUCUCUCUCUUUCAUUUUUUUGAGAGGAGACCUUAUCUUUUAAAACUUAAAAAUGUGUAUAUAGAGAGAAUAAGCCACCUUUAUAUUUCACAUAAAUUUGCCUUAAAUUAGCUGCACUUUAUAGAGACUCAGAAGAUGUCUUUUCUUUAAAAGAUAGGCCUUUUCUGUUUGUAAAUAGUUCAAAUGUAAGAAAGAAUUGUGCAUAUUUUGUAAGAAGUAAGAAAAAUGGUUUUAAACAGGAUGUGAACAAAUGACUUAUUAAAAAAUCGCUAAUCUGAUCUGGGUAGCAGCUGAAACUGUCCACAUCUUUUUAAGGCAUCCCUCGAGGGCCCACGUGUUGCCAUGGGUUUGGCCUAGUGGCCAAGGGAAUAGAUUUAGGGAAUGGACACUGUGGGGACAGUACCAACUCCAAGAUCAGGAGAGUAAGGUUCUGGUUCUUUGUUCCUAUCCCCUCAGCUAAUAGCAACCGGUGAAUCAAAGACAUCUCACUGGGGUUUUUUCUCAUUUUUAAUCUUAUUUCAGUAUUAUGACCAUAAAUAGUUAUCCGGGAGGGAGUUACAUUUCUUCACCACCCACCCUUCCCCUAAUUGAGCUAGACUAUCUGCCCCCACCCACCCAGGUCUAUCUUAAAGCUGUAGGUGUCUCCACCUCUGAUACCAUCUCUGUUCUGAAUGGCAGGGCUGAACCUCCUUCGGUACCUGUCUUCACUUGGCCACCCAGAAGCUUUCGAGGAGAUCUGUACCUCUAAUUUUGACUUAGGAAGCUCCACCCCUUGAGAUUUUUACCUCAGGGCUAACCAAGAACCUAAUAUGUUUUUCUGUGGUCUAAGGCCAAAAAGGUUAUAACAUGAAACAAAGCUAACCACAUAUCAAGUCGUAUUGGAUUUCCUUAUCACUCUCUGCUCAGAAGUAGCUAGAGACUUUCUGUCCAGAGGAUGCCAAGUAGCAGAAGGCAGCUCUGGAGCAGGGGAUUUUAUGUGAUGGUGGCAAGUGUCCUCAAAUCUAAUACAAGCCAGCAGAAUGUUUUCCUCCCUUUAAAUAUGUCUUUGGACAUGGCACUGAAAGUCCUUGGGCUGGAAGGAAUAAUACUUUCAUGUCACCUGUAUGUUUAAUCUGGACUUGUUAUGUUGUUCCUAAAGCAGUCUUUGGGCAACAAAAAGGAAAAACGUUGCAAAACUUAACUUUGCUGUAGGUCAAGUCAGGAAGAAACUAAAGAAACUUUUAUAGCACACCUUCUUUAAUAGAGCGCAUUUCCAUUUUAACUUUCUGCCCAAGUUGCCCUGUCAGCCAUGGAUGUAGUCCAGCACCUUUAAACUUCUUGUCUUUUUUUUUUUUUUUUCUUAACAUGAUGUUCAGCUUGGUCUUGGCUAACCUUAGUUUUUUUUCCUAGAAGUAUUAAAAUUCAAAGCAAGAUGAAGUCUUUUCCCAUAAUUAUAUGUUUACCUCAUUAUAGCUUAUGCUUUUCUCGACUUUUUUUUUUUUUAAACAUCUCGCUUGCCCAUCUGAGCUAUUUCAUUCUCUUGGAAGGUUAAAAUAUAGUAUAAAAUUAGCCUGGCAUUUGAGGUAACUUGAAGACAACUCUUACUCUUUAUGGCUGCCUUCCAUCCCCCUAUCCCUUUUUAAAAUAUAUAUACCUUUUCAGAUUUUGUAAUAACCAAAUAAAAUUCUAGCAAUAAAUUGAAUUAUACUGCUAUAUUUGUAUAUACUGUACCAUAAAUGGUGUGUCUAUACCUGAAAGGUUUAUUUUUGAGAACUGAUUUAUAUGAAAUAUAUUUGAGGGUAAUGUAGCUUCUCCUUUUUACUUUCAAAUUCUUAUUCAUAGGCAGAUACUUUGAGGGCAUUUUAACUCUUUGUUGUAUGUACUUCUCUUUUGCAUCAGAUAGCUGUAAGUGGAGAAGUCUCAUUUAAAACAGUUUAUCUUAACAUUCUUCACCCCCACCCACAAGCUUGUCGGCUAGCAUCAUCCCUGACCCAGCUGUGUAGUACCAUCCUCUCCUCUCUCCUACCAAGUUCAAUAGAAGUGUUCAUACUGUGCUCUUAGACCUGUGAAUAUCCUUGUCAUUGUGCCUGAGAAAGUACCAUCUCUCCCAGACAGAAGUCAGACAUCUUGAACUCGUUUCUUCAAGUUGAGCAGACUGACUAGCUUAAGAGCCUCUUACUCAGUAUUUAACUUGGGAUUUUUAUCUUUGUUACUUUUUCUUACCCAACCUGUGACUUGUCUUGAGCUGUAAUCAAGCUUCACCUGCCACAUGACUCAACUCUGAGAGUAAGAUUGAGUUGUGAUGGUAACUUUGGCAUUUUUGUUUUAAGUCCUUUUAUCUUUUAACUCUGGCAGCUCCUGCUUCUUUCCUAAGUUACCCAAAGCCCUGCUUUUAGUCCUUUUAUUCUUUUGCCUUGAACUAUCUGGUAUAAUGUUUACUUAAACAGCUUCCCCAUAAAUCAGAGAGGCAAAAAGACAGUGUGGGAAGAGGAGAACCAAAAGAGGGUACCUGUCUUAGGGAUGACCAUAGCAUCAUCUUAAGGGCAAAGAGGUGCCUGGCCCUGAGGAAUGUGAUACAACAAAGCUGGAGAGUGGAUAACCUUCACCUGCUGCUGGCUAUUUCCCUUUCAUUGUAGUUUCCUUACUUCACAGUUGCUGGACAUAACUCCUGAUCCCCUAGUGCUGGUCCUGCUGGUCACAGUUGAGGAUUUUGACUGCAAUAGGCUCUUACUCAUAAUGGCCUGCCGUUGAAUUGUUUUUAGUGACAGAUUUUGUUUGCUACACACCUCAUUGGCUUGUUUACCCACACCAGCUAGAUGUGGUCCCUUCUUUCAUAUCCAUACCAGAACACAUUUGGGAGUUUCUGCGACUUGACAGAGCGUGUAUUGUUUGUCAUAUGAACCUAGCCUACCUUGUUGUUUUCUCAUAUUAAGAAAUGUAAAUCUACUUUGUUUUUGUGGAGCUAUUUUGGUAAUGUAUAAGCAAUUUCAGUUCUGUUUAGGAAAUGAAUUCAAGGUUUCCAGGACUUGAUUUGAGCUUUGCUUAUGAGUAUCACAGUAACAGCCAUUUUAAUUUAUCUAAAUAAAACAUUUCCCUUCUC
Choloepus didactylus (southern two-toed sloth) is the source of this 5873-nucleotide messenger RNA. It is a transcript of the gene EFCAB14, whose product is annotated as EF-hand calcium binding domain 14. Lineage: Eukaryota; Metazoa; Chordata; Mammalia; Pilosa; Megalonychidae. Bases 1025 to 2509 code for a protein of 494 amino acids. Gene Ontology annotation, molecular function: calcium ion binding. The record is from RefSeq and is a predicted model, not a curated record. The transcript has 11 exons.